UUUGUUUAAUUAAGAUGCAUAUAAACACUUUACCUAAGAAAUAAGCUAGCUAAUUAUCAGCUGGUGUGGAAAAAUAUCAACAAUGACCAUUACAUUAAUAUUAUCGGUUGUUGGAGUCCUUGCUAACUUGGCAGGUUUCAGGGUUCAUGCACAGGAGACGGCGCCUCGCAUCAUCCACCACCCCUCUGACGUGGUGGUGAAAGUGGGCAACCCUGCCACGCUCUCCUGCCGGGCGGACGGCAGCCCCGAGCCCACCAUUGAGUGGCUGCGCAACGGCCAGCCCCUGCAGACGGUCAUGGAAGAUAGCCAGUCGCAGGCCUUGAUACUGUCAGACGGGAGCCUCUUCUUCCUGAGUGCAUCGGGAGGCAGGCGGGGUCAGUCACAUGAGGGCAUCUAUACCUGUGUAGCACGCAACAGUGCGGGCAAGGCCACCAGUCGCAACGCAUCACUAUAUAUUGCAGUGUUGCGGGAGGAGUUCAGUGUGCAGCCCAGUGAUGUGGAGGUGGCAGAGGGGGAGAUGGCUGUCUUGAACUGCGGUCCCCCAGUGGGACACCCUGAACCUCAUGUUACCUGGAGGAAGGACGGCCUCCCCAUCAACACCACUGAUCAGCACUACACUGUGCUGAGUGGCAAGCUUAUCAUUGCUCCAGCAGAGAGGAACCACUCUGGUGUGUAUGUGUGUGUGGCCUCCAACACUGUGGGUGUAAGGGAGAGCAGGGCCGCUCGUCUGUCUGUGCUAGCCAAACCUGUUUUGAUGCUGAAGCCAGAGAAUGUGUCGGUGAGGACGGGGGAGUCGGCCCAGUUCUACUGCCAGGCUAAAGGAGACCCUCCACCUGCUGUGGAGUGGAGCAGAGAACAGGGGCCACUGCCAAAUGGCAGGUAUCUGGUGAAUCCAGACCAGACUCUUGAGAUCCACUAUGUGACAGCACAAGAUGCAGGGAAGUAUACCUGCACUGCUGUCAAUGAUGUCGGUGUGGUCACUGCCAGUGCACAUCUACUGGUUGAGGAGGCGGCUAGCACCAAACAGAAAGACCUCCACAGAGAGCUGUCGGCCCUGCGAGUGGCCCUGGAAAAUGUCACCAUCAUGGCCCCUGGAUCCAACAUGUCCCAAGUACAGUGGAAGCUCCAGUCCCUCCCUGCACAACCACAUUACCUCGAUGGGUUUGAGGUCCUUUACCGCUCUCUGCUGCCUGCUAGCUCCGACUGGGCAGCAAAGAGGGUGACACGGCCUAACUACCAGACUUACGUUGGCCCUUUGAAAAGAGGCUACAAGUAUGAGUUCAAGGUUCGUCCGUAUGGGAGCAACUUGUACGGAAGAGAAAGCAACACCAGGCACCUGAGAGUUCCUGAGAUUGUGCCCAGUGCCUCACCUCUUGCAGUCUCCAUAAUGGUGAGCCAUGAGCAGAAUAACACAGUCCACUUGAGUUGGGAGCCGCCUCCUCAUGAAACCCACAACGGCAUCAUACAGGGCUACCAGGUGUGGUGUGUGGAGUCAGAAGUGCAGCAGUACCAGAACUGGACAGUAGACAGCAGCCGGCACAGCCUGGACAUCUCAAAUCUCAAUCCAGGGAAACGGUACUGGAUCACUGUUGCAGCCGUCAAUGGAGCUGGACCAGGAGUACAAAGUGACCCCAGUGGAUUUGUCAUAGACGCCAAAAAUGGUGGGUCCUCCCAGUCAGACAGCGACAAAAGGAAUAUGUCCCAGGUCAUGGCCGUCCUCCGGGACCCAGUGUUGAUUGGAAGCGUUGGCGCCCUCCUGUGGUGUGUCCUGAUGGCCACAGCCGUCUGCCUCUUUCGACGCCACACCAGGACAGGUCACCUGGGGCCAGGGUGUAGCAAGGGUAGAGGUUUGCACAAACUAGCAAGUGAAGAUCUCAUCAUAAAACACAGGAUGGCAGCACCAGACUCCCCAUGGAUCUCUGGAGCAUGGAGGCCGGCCCAUUGUAAUGAGAAGUACCAGGGGUUAUGGGCUCAAAGACAGCAACAUCCAGGGAUCAGGAGUACCAGCCUCCCUGUUACAGCCAAGAAGGACCCCAGCAGCCUGGACUCCGCUGGCCCCAUCGUGUCCGACAGCUGCGGCGUCUAUGGCACCUUUUAUGUGGAUUUGAUGGGCAAUGGUCUGAAGACCUUUAACAGCCCCGGGCGUUGCCCCAAGAUGCCCCAUGGCCCGCCCCAUCAGCCUGGAGCGGAGACCAUCCGGAUAUGCACCCAGCCUGUUGCAAAGACGUCGAGCCCUGGAAGCCGUGAUGCUCUGCCAUGGAAACAGGCCAUACGCUGCCAGCCCAAGAUGGGUGUGCUGAUGGAGUCUUGGGAGAAGAGCCACAGCAAGCAAGAGUUGCACGCAGUGAGCAGCGUCCCUUUAAUGCCAACAAGGAGCCAGGCCUGUCCAGCCUACGCCUACAAACAGAGGCUCAGUCAGCUGCCACCGAGCCGAUCUGGUGGACACCCAGAGUCUGUUAAAAUUGCUGGCUCCCCUCGUGUCCUGCAUUACUCUGCAUCACUGCAUUUGGUGGACAUGUUGCCCUCCCCUCCUCCAAUCCCCACUGAUGACACCACGGAUGCACACAGCCUCACUUCAGAUGAAGGCUCCAGCCGCUCUACCAAGCUGACAGUGGACAUGGGGUCCCUCCAGUCGGUGUGUGCAGCAUCAGGCCACCUUGGGCACCCAGCACCCACACACAGCAAUACGAACACCAGCUGCCCUUCAUACAGCCGCCUGUCCACUGCUUCCUACUGCAUGUCACUGGAUGAGGAGCAGGGCAGCACACUAACAUCACAGGAAGUCACCCAAUAUCUGGAGCUCAGUCCAAAACCUGAGAGCCACAGUGGCCCAUCACAGUAUCAUCCCUCCCUGUCACAUCCCUUCUCCCCCACCCUGGGCUACAUCUGUGGCCCGCUGCCGUCCAAUCAGCUGGAGGACAACGCUGCUGUUCAUGAGCAGGAGGCUCAGCUAAUUGGCUCGAGACGGGCCCGCCUCCAGAGCACGCCCUCGUCCUGCUACAGCGAGUGGGACAGCUCACUGUGGAACACCUGGGGCUCGGUCGUGGACAGCAACAUGGCCAGCGCCCGGACCAGCCUCAUCAGCUCGGUGGACAGCUCGUACAUGAACGACACCGGCACCUUUGCCCGAGUCCUGGCUGUGGCAGCUGAGUCCAUAAGCGGAGCCUCUUUCUCAGACUUCUCUCCGCCGGCCUCCCCGCUCAGUGCCUUGUUCCCUCCAUUUCGUGGAGACGGCGACUCGUUGGGGGAGCCGGAGCCCGUGCCAGCGUGGGACUGGAACAUGGCCUGGGUUGAAGAAAUGGAGAACCAGUACAGAGCUCAGUAUCCUGCCAGGAACACCAAGCCCUUCGACAUCUAGGGACUGUGCCAGAGCAAUUAAUGAAACACCUACAGAAGCACCUCAUAGAAACUGCAGGCGAGGAGAAGGGACAGAAAUAGCACCGUAACAAUUAUUGAUUUAUCCGCUUCAGACUGUUGGAAUCAAUUUUGAGUCCAAAUUAUUCAGGGUUUGAAGGUUAGAGAUGGUAUUCAGCUAUAAAUAGAUCACUAUUUGGGUUUGAGAUAUAAUUGGAGAUAACUCCUUGAUGUUCAGGACACCUCCUCUCCGAGCAGAUGCGAAUCUGUUGUUGUUUGUCUGUUAAUAGUUUUCCCACUUUACCUCAGGGCCGUCCAGCCACUAUUUUGCAUCCUUCAAAUGACUUUUGUUGAGUUUCAAAAGUUUUCUUCCUGUCUGCGCAUCCUUUCCUCUCAUUAGAGAAGAAGAUAAUGAGAUACUUCCCUUGGGAUGUUCUCACCCAGUGUGUUUUGAAAAGGCCAGAAAGACACAAAGACAGGAUGCAAGACAGUGAGAAAACAGUCAUUAGGAAGAAGAGGAGCUGUGCUGCCGUGUUCCUCACAGCAGAUGUUUAUUUCACAUGUUGCAGGAUGUUCCGACGGCUGAAGUCCUACCAAAUAAUACACACCAUAGCAACUUUGUACAGACUGUUUAAUUGAUCAUUCAGUGAUAAUGAAGUGUAAAUAUGCACAAUAUUCAGCCUAUUAUUUAAAGAAUUGUUGAUUGCCUUCCAAACCCUUCUCUGUCUUAUUUCUUUUGUCAUUCAUUUUACAUUCUAGGACAUCUUUUGUAUUUUUAUAAAGUGAUUAUUGUCCUCAUAGGCUUGUCUUUCCAUUUUAGAGUGUUAGACAAAGUUUGCAUUAGCCAAAAUGUAGUUAACAAUGCAUAGCAAAGUUUAUUUUGAGAUUUCACUCUGUUGUGUUCAUUAUUAACUUGAACUAAUUGAAGCUUUGACCUGUGAAUAACUUGAAUUUUAGUAAGAAUUCGACAAGAAUGAUUUUUAAUGCCAUUGCUACGUGCAUAGUUUAGUCCUUGCAUGCUUGCUGAAUUUUGUCUAAAUUCACUAAUUAUUAGAUGCAAUAUGCAAUUUUUCUAUGAAGUACAAAUGUGUAAUAGAAAUUUGAAUUAAAAUGUUUGUAAUUGAUUGCAGUCAAGUUUAACAACAAAAUUUUACAUCAUACAAGGAUUUGACCAUUUUUGUUUGAAUUGGCUCAGCAGCACUCGUCCUGUGUGAGCUGAGGAAUAAUUGUCUCUUCAUUAUUAAAAACAGUAUGCAACCAUAGUGCGUUUGACUGUU
Molecule: messenger RNA, 4631 nt
Organism: Myripristis murdjan (pinecone soldierfish)
Lineage: Eukaryota; Metazoa; Chordata; Actinopteri; Holocentriformes; Holocentridae
Gene: robo4
Product: roundabout, axon guidance receptor, homolog 4 (Drosophila)
Exons: 19
Coding region: 83-3358 (1091 amino acids)
Biological process (GO): dendrite self-avoidance; axon guidance; homophilic cell-cell adhesion
Cellular component (GO): axon; plasma membrane
Molecular function (GO): cell-cell adhesion mediator activity
Source: RefSeq, a predicted model, not a curated record